Molecule: messenger RNA, 2628 nt
Organism: Catharus ustulatus (Swainson's thrush)
Lineage: Eukaryota; Metazoa; Chordata; Aves; Passeriformes; Turdidae
Product: repressor of RNA polymerase III transcription MAF1 homolog
Exons: 8
Coding region: 359-1117 (252 amino acids)
Biological process (GO): negative regulation of transcription by RNA polymerase III
Cellular component (GO): nucleus
Molecular function (GO): RNA polymerase III core binding
Source: RefSeq, a predicted model, not a curated record
CGAGCGGGGCGGUGCCGCCGCUGUUGCCGUCCGGUGCCGCAGGAGAAGGUCGCCCGCUCGCCCGCUCGCUCCGGGGGACUCCCAGGAUCUCGCUCAGCCGCUCCCGCCGUCCCGAGCACUCGGGGACAUGUCGAGGUGGGCGGAAGCCCGGUGGGCCGGCGCCAGACGGCGGACGGCGGCCGCGGCACACUCGCCCUCCUCGAGCUUUCCCCGGAGACGCCUCCCUUUACACGCGCCCCGAGCUUGAAGGCGCUGCCACAGCGAGGAGGCACCGAUAGGGAGCAGGACGCGCCGCCACCGCACCGGGAAUUCUGCUGGGAAUCGCGCCGGGGAUCGCCCCGGGAGCCGCCCCGGGAGGAUGAAGCUGCUGGAGAAUUCCAGCUUCGAGGCCAUCAACUCCCAGCUCACCGUGGAGACGGGAGACGCGCACAUCAUCGGCAGGAUCGAGAGCUACUCGUGCAAGCUGGCAGGCAUUGACAAGCAGCUCUUCAAGCAGUUCUGCCAGGAGGGACAGCCCCACGCCCUGGAGGCACUGUCCCCUCCCCAGACCGGGGGGGUGGGCACUGGGAGACAGGGGAGGGGACACCCUGGUGACGAGGACAGUCCCCUCAGUGACACGUGCAGCCGCAAGACGCUGUUCUACCUGAUCGCCACCCUGAACGAGGCCUUCCGGCCCGACUACGACUUCAGCGCCGCCAAGAGCCACGAGUUCAGCAAGGAGCCCAGCCUGAACUGGGUGGUGAACGCGGUGAACUGCAGCCUGUUCUCGGCCGUGCGCGAGGAUUUCAAGGCGCUGAAGCCGCUGCUGUGGGACGCCGUGGACGAGGAGAUCUGCCUGAGCGAGUGCGACAUCUACAGCUACAACCCCGACCUGGCGUCGGACCCCUUUGGCGAGGACGGGAGCCUCUGGUCCUUCAACUACUUCUUCUACAACAAACGGCUCAAGAGGAUCGUCUUCUUCACCUGCCGCUCCAUCAGCGGCUACACCUACACCCGACCGGACACCGGCACCGAGCUGGACAUGGACCUGGGCGACACCGACACCGGCGCCGGCGGCCGCGGCGACCCCGAGGGCGGCGGCAUCGAGGGGGACAGGCUGCAGGUGAUGUGCAUGUGAGAUUCCCGACCGGAUCCGAGACACCGGGAACGGAACCGGCAACGGGAACAGAACCAGCAAUGGGACUGGAAAUGGACUGGGAAUGAAACCAGCACUGGGAAUGGGACUGGGAAUGAAACCAGCACUGGGAAUGGGACUGGGAAUGGAACCAGCACUGGGAAUGGGACUGGGAACCAAACCAGGACCAGCACUGGGAAUGAAACCAGCACUGGGAAUGGGACUGGGAAUGGAACCAGCACCAGGACUGGGAAUGGAACCAGCACUGGGAAUGGGACUGGGAAUGGAACCAGCACCGGGACUGGGAACUGAACCGGCACCAGGAAUGGAACUGGGAACCCAGCCAGGAUUGGGACUGGGCACGGAACUGGCACCAGCACCGGGACUGGGAACCGAACCAGCACCGGGACUGGUACCAGGAAAGGAACUGGGAAUGAAAACCAGCACCAGGACUGGGACUGGGAGUGGAACCAGCAAGAGAACUGGAAUUCCAGGCUGGAAUCCCGAGUGAAAUCCUGGAAUUCCAGGCUGGAAUCCUGAGCCAGCACCAGCACCUGGGUGAAAUCCUGAAACAGCGCCAGAAUUGGGAACGGAAACAGCACCAGGACUGGCACCAGGAAAGGAACUGGGAAUGGAAAUGGAACUGGGAACAGAACCAGUCCUGGGAUUGGGACUGGGAACAGAACCAGCACCAGGACUGGAAAUGGAACCAGUCCUGAGAUUGGGACUAGAAUGGAACCAGCACCAGGACUGGGACUGGGAAUGGAACCAGCCCCAGGAUUGGCACCAGGAAAGGAACUGGGAAUGGAAUCAGUCCUGGGACUGGGACUGGGAAUGGAACCAGCCCCAGGACUGGCACCAGGAAAGGAACUGGGAACAGAACCAGCACUGGGACUGGGAAUGGAAAUGGAACCAGUCCUGAGACUGGGACUAGAAUGGAACCAAUCCUGGGACUGGGAAUGGAAAUGGAACCAGUCCCGGCACUGGCACCAGGAAAGGAACUGGGAACAGAACCAGUUCUGGGAUUGGGACUGGGAACAGAACCAGCACCAGGACUGGCACCAAGAAAGGAACUGGGAAUGAAACCAGCACCAGUACUGGGACUGGGAAUGGAACCAGUCCUGGGACUGGCAACCAAAGCAGCACUGGAACCGGGAAUGGAACUGGGAAUGGAACCAAGAAUGGAACUGGGAAUGGAACCAAGAAAGAUCUGGGAAAGGAGCCAGGAACAGAUCUUGGAAAGGAGCCGGCCCUGCCCCAGCACCGCUGGUCCUUCCUGAGCCGUGUCCCCCCGGUGUCAUGGUGUCCCCACGGUGUCCCCAUGUCCCCCCUGGACUCUGGAGCCCCCCCAGGAAUCCCGGAGCUCCGGAGCCGCCGCCGGAGCCGGGAGCUCCGGGAAGCUUCGCUGCACUUUAUGGCUCCUGCCCUCGGCUGCACUGACCCCUGUCCCGCCUGCCCGGGCUCCUGACGGGCUCUGUCCGUCUGUCCGUCCGUCCAGCCUGGGGGGAAACCCC